CAACUAUAACUCAGAUUCUGAUUUCGGUUCUAAAUGGAAAAAUCGAGUUGACGUGAUAAAGCUAAACGGACUCUAACCAGCAACAUUGUACUCAAUUACAACAGAAACAGAGCCUAAGGGAAUGAAAUUGACAGCCACAGCUAAAACGCACCACAAGGAAAACACGAUCUUCGUCAAAGCUAAAAUAAAGAUUAAAUUGGAGAGCGGAAAUAUAGAUAGAGACUAAACGAGAAAUAUAAGUGCAAGAAUAGUUAAAAACAAAAGACUAACGAGAAAUAUAAGUGCAAGAAAAUCUAAAAACAAAACACUAACGAGAAAUAUAAGUGCAAGAAAAGCUAAAAACAAAACUAAUAAGAAAUAUAAGUGCAAAAAAUCUGAAAACAAAGCACUAACGGAAAAUAUAAGUGCAAUAAAAUCUAAAGACAAAAGACUAUCGAGAAAUAUAAGUGCAAUAAAAUCUAAAACAAAACACUAACGAGAAAUAUAAGUACAAGAAGAUCUAAAAACAAAACAAUAACAAGAAAUAUAAGUGUAAGAGGAUCUAAAAACAAAAGACUUGCGAGAAAUACGAGAAAUAUAAGUGCAAUAAAAGCUAAAACAAAACACUAACGAGAAAUUAUAAGUGCAGCUCAAGCUAUAAAAUAACAAGGAAUAAACGUACAGGUAAACAUAAACAAAAGCAAAUAAAUACCAGUUAAUUUUGGCAAACAGUAAAAAAAAAAAUCGAGAGCAAUAAAGUGCAAAGCCACAUUGAGGAACUUCAAUUCAAACCAUUUCAAGAUAUAUCAAAUUAGGCCAGUUCAAGAUAUUUUAAGUUAGGACAGUUCAAGAUAUCUCAAGUUAGGCUAGUUCAAGAUAUCUCAAGUUAGGCUAGUUCAAGAUAUCUCAAGAUAGGCAAGAUCAAGGUAUUGUAAGUCAAGGUAGAAUAAUCCCCUUAACUAAGCCAAUUAACUAGCAUCUCUAGGCAGGUAAAAGCAAGCCCCGAAACUGGUGUGGUAAGCCAACCUAGAGACAGGUGUGGUAAGCCAGCCUGAAUUCAAGUGUGGUAACCCAAGUCAGACACAUGAGCCAGAAACAGGUGUGGUAAACAAAUACAGACACAGGUGUGAUAAGCCAGGCCAGUUACAGGUGUGGUAAGCCAGGAAGACGUAGCCUACAGUUAGUGAAGAACUGGUAAGGACACUACCUUCGUCAUGGACCCCGCCAGGAUACUUCAGAUCAUCACCAACAGCACGUGGAUGGUGACCAAGCUGGUGGGCAGUGGACCAGUGGAGUUUGAGCAGUCCAAGUACGUGACGAAGGUGGCUGAGAACACUACCCCGGACCUCCUGUUGCAGCUCACAGCCAGGGUGCAGGCGCAAGGCGAGCCAGUGGAAUUCAGGAUCAAGGAAGGCAAUAAGGAAGGACUCUUCGCCUUGGGCAGCACCAGCGGCCGUCUCACCCUCCUCCAGCCACUGGACUUCGAAGAACAAGAACAGCACGAGUUGGUGGUGGAGGCCGGGGCGGGGGAGGCACGCAGUGAGGCGAGGGUGGUGGUGCAUGUGGUGGACGAGAACGAUCACGCCCCCGCCUUCCCGAGGACGCUACACGAGACACAGAUCACUGAAGAGGACGACAGACACCUCCCCAAGACCAUACUCACGGUGACGGCGCGGGACGGUGACGCUGGACAGUACGGUCACCUCCAGUACUCUCUCUCAGGGGACGGCGUCUACACCAACGGCACCACCCCGUGCUUCGCCGUCGACCCCUCCUCUGGGGCUAUACACCUCCUACGGCCCCUGGACCGAGACCCACCCCAUGGGCGCUCACAGUGGCGACUGCGGGUGCGGGCGACAGACGGGGAGCUGGAGACCACCACCGCCGUCCACGUCAACCUGAAGGACAUCAACGACAACCCCCCCUUCUUUCCCGUCCCCGUCGUCAACGCCACCAUCUCUGAGAAUACGCCCGAGGGGGCGUCGGUAGCACAAGUAUCGGCCACGGACAACGACGACCCCCGCGAGGGCCACAACGCUCGCCUCGUCUACUCCCUAGAGAAGAAUGUGAUCGAUGAGGCGUCAGGGAGACCCAUCUUUGCCGUGGACAGCGAGCAGGGGCUCAUCACCACAGCGCUUUGUUGUCUCGACAGAGAGAAAACACAGCGCUACGCCAUCCAGGUCGUGGCCACAGAUGGUGGAGGUCUCAAAGGCACAGGCACGGUCUUGGUGGAGGUGGCUGACGUGAACGACGUACCUCCCAGAUUCUCCAAGCCAGAGUGGACGCUGGACGUGUCAGAGAGUCUUACCCCAGACCACGUCCUCGCCACACUCUCCGUCGUCGACCAAGACAUCUCAAACAACUUCACCUUCAGGGUAGUGCCAGGUAGCGGACGUGGGUGGCAGAUGUUCCGUGUAGAAGGCCGGCGGAACGGGGGCCCUGGGGGGGACCUGAGGGCGGUGGCCCCCCUUGACUACGAGAACCCUGACCACCGCCGAGGCUUCCGCUUUAGGGUCCAGGUCACUGAUAUGGGAGAGUCCGGGUGGCAGGAGAAGUAUCACGUUGACGGCACCUGGGUCAACCUACACCUGGUGGACGCCAACGACAACUCACCUGCGUUUAAUGAGGACCAGGCUCACCUCACCCUGGCCGAGGACACCCCUGCAGGCACCCACCUCGCCACCUUCACCGCCCACGAUAUUGACGGGGGAGGUUCGAGCCUGGUUAACUACACUAUAGCCCCGGCGAGCGAUCCGGGAGGGCGUUUCGGCGUGGACGGGUCGGGCGGGGUGCGACUUGCGGGCGGCCUGGACCGUGAGGCCGCCCAUAACCACACGAUACUGGUGUGGGCGGUGGACGACGGCGUACCGCCCAGAACUGCCACAGCCACUCUUACUGUGAACGUGACAGAUGUGAACGACAACCCGCCGUUCCUAGCCGAGCCGCGAGAGGUGCAGGUGGUGGAGAACGCUGACCCGCAGGUGGUGGCCGAGAUCAGACUAGGUGACCUGGAUGACUGGCGCCAAGGUCACGGGCCGCCCUUCACCAUCGCCCUAGACCCCCGCGCUCCACCACACAUACGAACAGCUAUUAAGGUCAAAUUCGACAAAAGAGGGGACGAAGGGCGCGGGCUAGGCGUAGUAUCUACCAGAACAGCCUUGGACCGUGAGGAGCGGCGCGCCCUCUUGGUGCCACUUGUGGUAGGAGACGACGGGUCACCGCCCCUCUCCACCACCGUCACCCUCACCUUACACGUCGCUGACCUCAACGACAACCCCAUGGCUCCCGCCGCCAAGACCAUCACCGUCCAUACUGUGCAGCCACAGAGCGCAGAUGUACCGCUGGGGAGAGUCUACGUCAGAGACCCGGACGACUGGGAUGCAGCGGCCAAGACGUACUCGUGGGGUGUAAGGCGCCACCCGAGCUUCACCCUCAACACCACCACAGGCGACUUGGCCAUGAAACCCACCACCAAAGACGGCAGGUAUGACCUCGGAUUCAGGGUGAGUGACGCGAGCCAGGGUCAGUCAGGGGUCAAGGCCAACGUGACAGUCGAGGUCAAGUCUCUCAGUCGAAGUGACGUCAUAGGGGCCACCCCCCUCACGCUGGCGGCUGAUCCCUACCAUGUGGUGAAGGAUGGAGGAGAGGAGGGCACGUCUAUACUGAGUCAGCUGGUGGUGGCGGCACGGGCGUGGGUACAAAGAAGCAGCAACAGCCCGGGUGUAGGCGUGCAGGUGGUGUCAGUGCACCAACUGGGACGCCAAGCCACCACGUCCACCACCAGUACCACUCUUACCACCAGCACCACGCCCAUCAACCCUGCCACCACCACCGCCCCCACACCAACGGCAACGCGAGUUUGGUUAACCUCCUCGGGAGUGGUCAACCUACACCACAUUCUCCUGCACCGGAGAGAGGAGCUGGGCCAGGCCGUGGGCGUGAGAAUAACGGAGGUCGGUAUCGGAGCGUGCGAAGAAGCUGCGCACGGGAAGUGUGAGGGCGGGUGUUGGGCGCGGGCGUCUUUGGGUGGGCAGUUCACUGUGGUGGACGCCAACACCUCAGCGGUGGUGGGGCCGUGGAUAGGUGUCAACACAGGCUGUGGCUGCAGUGCGACGACGCCAGAGGACGUCGCCAACAUCUGUAGCCCCGACACCUGCCUCAACGGAGGCCGCUGUGUCCCUACUGCCACGGGGAUAAGGUGUAUAUGUCCCCACGGCACUGAGGGAUCCCGGUGCAAGAUCCUCAGUAGACAAUUCGAGGGCGGCGGGGUAGAAGGAGGCUCUGGAGGAGGAGCGGAGGACAAGAGCAGGGGUGGAGGGUGGGCGUGGGUGCCCUCUGUGCCCUCCUGCGCUGAAAUUCACCUGAGCCUCGAGUUUCUCACCCAAUCUGAGGACGCUAUUCUCCUCUACUCUGGUCCAGAUCACCUGCCUCCCACCCCAGAGACCCCUAGUGAUGUGGUGGCCCUGGAGCUGAGAGGGGGCCGCCCCUCCCUCCUGCUGGACCUAGGGGCUGGGCCCGCUACCCUCACCCUCAACGCCUCUUACUCCCUCGCUGACCACACCUGGCAUAGGCUCGACCUCAUCUGGAAGGACGAACUGGUGGAGAUGAUCGUGGACCUGUGUUCAGGAGGGAGCAUCGACGGGCCACCCACAGCCUCCAAGUACACCGCCCAUAACGCCUCUGCCACCCCCACGCCCUCUCCGCCCAUCCCACCUGACGCCCACACGUGUCGGGGGGCGGCUAGAUUACCCCACGGUGCCCACCUCCUAAAUGCCCCCCAACCCCUUCAGGUCGGGGGUCUGGCCCAUCCUGCGCCUGCCCAUGGGAUGUACGGUUGGCCAGAGCCGCUUUUGGCCAGCUCUCUUCACGGCUGUGUCAGGAACCUCAGGAUCAACGGGGAGUUAGUAGACCUGGGCAGGGACGUCCUCAGUCAUCGCAGUGUCCCAGGGUGUCCCUCCGUCGAAUGCACGUCCAGCGGCCUUAACUGCGGCGUCCACGGCAGAUGCCAGGGGUCUCCGAGUCACCUGAGGUGUGAGUGCAUACCAGGAUGGGCGGGGCAGGACUGUGCCACGCCCACCACGCCCACGUCCUUCCUGGUAAACAGCUACGUAAAGUUGGCUCUCUCCUUCACCCCCCUGGCUUACACCACCACCAUCCACCUCAGGUUCCGUACAUGGAGGAGGAAAGGGGAGCUGGUGGUACUGUCGUCACAACACGGGAGGGACACGUUCGCGGUGCAGCUGAUCCAGGGGCGCCUCUGUGUCGUGCUCCAGCUGCAUCCUGAUCCACCCAGAUCCCUCUGUCUCACACGCGCCCAGCUCACUGACGGCCGCUGGCACUCCGUCACUGCCUCAAGACACGGGUCAGCCACCAUCCUGACGGCAGACGAGGGCGAAGGGGACCUGUACAACGCCUCCGUCUCUCUAGAAGGUCGCCAACUGCUGGAGGUGGACAAACAGGAGGGUGUCCACGUCGGAGGCUCGCCGGAGUAUAUGGGCGUCAGCGUUUUCAAGAUCCACGGCGACUACCACGACGGGUGUAUCGACGACGUGAGGAUCUCUGGUAAGAGUGUGCCUCUACCGCCUGCGGUCAACAGCACAGCGUGGGGCCAGGCCAGCAUGUUUAAGAGUGUGGAGAGAGGGUGCGGUGCCCCCUCUGCCUGCACCAAUGUCUCCUGCAGAGCGCCCCUCACCUGCGUCGAUACCUGGAGGUCCUACCACUGCGGGUGUGGUGAGGGUCGGGUCCUGUCGUCCUCGAGAACGACCUGUGAGGACGAGAACGAGUGCCUGUGGGAGCCUUGCCUCAACGGCGGCACCUGCUUCAACAAACACUCAGCUGGGUAUGCGUGUGCGUGUCCUAGUGGGUUCAGCGGCCAGCACUGUCACCUGCCAGACGUGGGGGAGACAUCACUGAAACUCUCCCUGGGGGCGCUGGUGGCCAUACUCGUCUGGUGCACAUUCCUUUUACUACUGAUCUGCGCCUUCCUGCUCCACCAACACCACAGGCGGUCUGCUUUACGUCGAGGAAUGGCCGAUGUCAAAGAGAAUACUAUGAAUUGUAAAGAGGAAUCAUCGACGCCCUGCAACCACACGCCGAGCUUGUUGGAAUUGAAGCUGCUCAAACCCCCUAAAGCAAAUGGUCAACCGGCCUGGACAAAGAAUCCCAACAUCGCUGAUGUGGACGUACUGCAGGUGGACGCCGCCUCCGUCACCAGCAGCACUGAGGAACAGAAACGGGGAGGUGUAGCGAGUGGUGGAGGUGCCGGACACAGGCGCAAGGGUAGUGCCAGCGCUGACGAAAGGAAUGGAGGAAGCAAGAACGGAGCGAGUCGGGGAGGGAUUGGCAACUCUCCCGCCGGUGACGACCUGAGAAACUACGCUUACGAAGGUGAAGGAUCUUCCCCUGGAUCACUCUCUUCUUGUUUGGAAAGUUGUAGUGGCAGUGCCAAGCUAUUGGGAGGAUUCCGCGAGGUGGCCCACAUGCUGGAGUCGUGGGACCCUACAGGCUCACACUCCAACCAGUCGCCUACAACCACAACUAAAACCAACGGAGCCAAAGACACAGCCCCGCCGAUCAAAACCAUCCUCUGCGACAUACACGCGACGAGUGGCCCAGACGGCGACGGGGUCACACACACAGCAUACCCAGAUCCACUGCCUCCACCAAUCACAGACGGGCUUGGGACAACGAUUCUCCCUGAACCUAUGGCCACACCCAUACCCAUGCCCAUACCCGAACCGCCCCGUGCCUUCAAGACCAAAUAAGUGGCUUUCGUCGACAAAGUUGACUUGCGACAUAAUUCACUUGAGCGUAUCCUCAGCUAGUUACAUUCCCCCUCACCAUAUCAACUGAUUUUCUUUUUUUUAUUCGUAUUUUCCUUAUUCUUAGUUUAGCGGCGGUGUGAGUUGUGAACUUAAUUUGAUCCAAGUAAGAGUAUUUAUUGAGAUUUUGCUCUCUCUCUCUCUCUCUCUCUCUCUCUCUCUCUCUCUCUCUCUCUUCACAUUAUUACCAUAACUACCACAGCACAUGACAAACAGUAGUUAAUUUGUAUGGAUGAUCCUCUUUUUAUAAUCACCUGAAUUAUUACAUUGUGCUGUAAACUUGCUUUGAGAGUCUCCGGUGUGACCAGAACGUCUGAGUAUCUUUUAUUCUGUACAUACAAAAACAAAAACAAAAAAAGUUUCAGUGUGUGAUGGGAGUUAUUUGCGUCCAAAGCUCACUUAUAAAAUACCGUUCAAUAAUAAUAAUAAUAACAAUAAACAAAAGGAAUAUUUAACCUUCUAUAAUAAUGUUGAUGAAUGAUGUUGUUGUUUGUGUAAAAAAAAAAAUUAUAAAAUAAAUAAAAAUUAUUAGUAAUAGAUAAGAAAAAACACGAAAGCUAGAAUCAAAGUUGAGAAAUCAUAGCCUGAAGAAGCCAUCCGCGCCCUCGUCUCAAUGUCUCGUAGGAAAAUAAUGUCCCGUAGGCAAAUAAGGUUAAAGUUACAUACAGGUAUUAAAUCCACGAAAAAACUAUGUACCAGCAACCACCUCUAGUAUAACAAUAACCUGUAAUAGCGACCACCUAUUUCUGACGUUGACUUCUCCCAGUGGUCACCUCCAUAUAACAAACAUUAUUUAUUCCAGCAGUCACCUCUGUAUAACGAAGACCUCCCCACUUCAUCCCCUAACAGACACCUCCGUAAUGCAUUGGACUCCACCAGCAGUAGUUACGUCAAUAUAACGUUGACCUGAGAUAAUGAUGACCUCUUUAUAGCGAUCACCUCUGUACAGCUUUUAUAAUUAUUAGCGUUAGCCUCUUACACGUACUUGACCAAUAUUAGGAGCCUGGCACCUCCUCAAACGUUAUCCUGGCCACGUUGACCUCUGGCAGCGAACACCCCCGUAUAGCAUUAACCAGUAACAGCGGCUACCUUCAUAUGGCUUUCACUAACAGGAAACGUCGUUAUAUAGCGUUAACCACCACCACCAGCGACCACUUCUGUAUAAUAAUAAUAAUAACCACUAACGAUGACCAACUCUAUAUAGUGUUAACCAGUAUUAGAAAACACGUCUAUGUAACAUCCACUAUGAGCACAACUAUACCGGUACACAGCGUUUAAGCGGUCGUCACUGUAUAACGUUUACCUUUCCCAGCGACCAUCCCAAUACAACUUUAGCCUAAAAACAACGACCGAGUUUGUUCAGCGAUGGUCAAUUUAUUUCGGUCGAUCUAUAUACAGUAUACGUUAACAAAUACUAACACUUAUAUUUAUGUUAUAAAAAUCUUCUCUUACCGCAGAUUGGGAGAGAAGAGGCAAGAUGUAUGUACAAUCAAAGACAAAAGUUGUGUCGUGGUUUUGUCCGAAGAUUAAAUAUAACUCGUGAAACAUUAUGAGAGCCCUACCACAAGGCGGAGCGCACCAAAAGUUUAGCUCUUCGGCGUAUGUUUUCACCAAAUUUCACGACACGACUUUUGUCUUUUAUUGUACGUAGUGUUCCCAUCAUGACGUGUGUGCUGUCGUAAUAAAGUUAUUUGGCUAACAAAAUAAUGGCAAACGGUAGAGGGUGACGCUAAAGAAAAUCGAGGAUGGCAAUAAUGAUGAAGUUGUGGUACUGUACAUACAAAACGGUCGUAAGCAAUUAUUUACACACACACACACACACACACACAUAUAUAUAUAUAUAUAUA
Messenger RNA from Homarus americanus (American lobster), 8647 nucleotides. Its product is annotated as putative neural-cadherin 2. Gene Ontology annotation, molecular function: calcium ion binding; cadherin binding. Lineage: Eukaryota; Metazoa; Arthropoda; Malacostraca; Decapoda; Nephropidae. The transcript has 29 exons. The record is from RefSeq and is a predicted model, not a curated record. The coding region runs from base 1194 to 6743 and encodes 1849 amino acids. Gene Ontology annotation, cellular component: plasma membrane; catenin complex. Gene Ontology annotation, biological process: homophilic cell-cell adhesion.